AAUUUGUGCCUGCCAUUGGUCAAUUCCGGUGUUAUGAUACUGGUUUCUUGACACAGAUGAUUUGUUUACAUAGGUUAGGAUAAGUACCGUGGCAGAUUUUAAAAACAAAUAUCUUAUGUUUCACUAUUUCUCAAUAACAGCUGGUGUGCGAAAUUAAAUAUUAAGGGAGUCUCAAGGUUUUGCUCACCUGAGGUAGAGUAUCAUGAUAAGCUGCAGAUCACACUAUUUACCAAGAGUUUUCUAUUUUUUCGUAGCUGACUAUUUACCAACACAGAUGCUGGCACUAAGACCACAGUCAAUGAGCUGUAUAAAGCCAUAAGAAAAUGCUCAUCCAGAGGCGGCAUUCCUAGUGGCCGGGGGCUUUAAUGCAGGAAAACAAAUCUGUUUGACCUAAUUUCGACCAGCAUGUUACAUGUGCAACCAGAGGGGGGAAAAAAACUCUUGACCACCUUUACUCCACACACAGAGACAUGUACAAAGCUCGCUCUCCCCUUCCAUUUGGUGAAUCUGACUAUUAUUCUAUCCUCCUGAUUCCUGCAAACAAGCAAAAACAAAAGCAGGAAGUACCAGUGACUCACUCAAUACGGAAGUGGCCAGAUGACGCAGAUGCUCAGCUACAGGACUGUUUUGCUAGCACAGACUGGAAUAUGUUCCGGGACUCAUCCGAUUGCAUUGAGGAGUAUACCACAUCAGAUACCGGCUUCAUCAAAGCACAUCAAUGACAUUGUUGACCCUAUUGAUUGGAUUCAAAUUGAUGCAAAUUCUUCUGUGAUCCACGACGAGUUUAUUGCUCACAGAGUGGGUCUUAUUCCCCUUACCAGUGAUGAUGUUGUGGACAAGAUGCAGUACUCCAGAGACUGUACAUGUGACGAUUUCUGCCCAGAAUGCUCUGUUGAACUGACACUGGACGUUCGCUGCACAGAGGACCAGACUCGCCAUGUGACCUCACGAGACCUGCUGUCCAACCACCCUCGAGUUAUUCCUGUGACCUCCAAGAGUCGAGACAAUGAUCCCAAUGACUAUGUUGAACAGGAUGACAUUUUGCUGGUGAAGCUUAGGAAGGGUCAGGAGCUGCGUCUCAGAGCUUAUGCCAAAAAGGGUUUUGGCAAGGAGCAUGCCAAGUGGAACCCUACAGCAGGGGUGUCCUUUGAGUAUGACCCAGACAAUGCACUGAGGCACACUGUUUAUCCACGGCCAGAGGAAUGGCCAAAGAGUGAAUACUCAGAGAUUGAGGAGGAUGAGGUGCAAGCACCCUUUGACCCCAAUGGCAAACCUGAGAGGUUCUAUUACAACGUGGAGACAUGUGGCUCACUGCGACCGGAGACUAUCGUCAUGUCUGCUCUGGCAGUGCUGAAAAAGAAACUGAGUGAUUUACAGACCCAGCUGAGCCACGAAAUCCAGAGUGAUGUCCUCACGAUCAACUGAGUCCUGCAGUUUUAGCCAGUUCUACACUGCUCACAGAGAUCAGAAGCAGACCCAGUUCCAAAUGAUGGAUUUAUUUGAUGGUAGCAAAUUUGUAAUAUUGGCAGGAGAAAUGUUGAUCCAACCAUAUCAGCUCACCUACUGAUCGUCUGUUUCUACAUCAUCCACCAUAUUGUUUUGUCUACAUCUCUGUUUUGUAGAAGUUGUUUGUAGGAUUUUUUUUUUUUUAAUUGUAUUUUGUGUAAUGAACCUUGUCUUUUUUUCAAUAAACCCCCAUUUUCAUCCA
Oncorhynchus tshawytscha (Chinook salmon) is the source of this 1708-nucleotide messenger RNA. It is a transcript of the gene polr2c, whose product is annotated as RNA polymerase II subunit C. The transcript has 8 exons. NCBI's taxonomy places the organism in Eukaryota, Metazoa, Chordata, Actinopteri, Salmoniformes, Salmonidae. Bases 598 to 1425 code for a protein of 275 amino acids. Gene Ontology annotation, molecular function: protein dimerization activity; DNA-directed RNA polymerase activity. Gene Ontology annotation, biological process: DNA-templated transcription. Gene Ontology annotation, cellular component: RNA polymerase II, core complex. The record is from RefSeq and is a predicted model, not a curated record.